AUGAGGUCUUCACGAAUAUCAAAAGACACAUCCAAACUAUUUGGCAGCGCACCCGUUACCCGAACAUCCCCGCCACGCCGCAUCACCCGAUCCCUCUCACGAUUCGUCUACGCAAGCACGUCCUCAACCUCCUCGGACCAAAAUGUCUCCAGAACCCCCGACAUAGAAGACAGCAUAAGCCCGCCCCCCAAGCGGCGCCGGCGCACAUCCACAGACUCGCCCAUGAAGGCCAUGAAAACCGAGCUCCCCGAUGAACCCUUGUCCUCGGUACCAUCACCACCUGCAAAGAGGCGGGCCCGAAAACCAGCAAAGAAAACGACGGACCCUACGACUGGCGAAGAAAGGACAUCGCCCCCCUCAGACUGGCAAGAGAUGUACAAUGCCGUCAAGAAGAUGCGCGCCCCAGGUGGCGUGGCUCACGGCGCCGCAGUCGACACAAUGGGAUGCGAGAGGCUCGCAGACCGCAGCGCCUCCCCCAAGGACCAGCGCUUCCACACACUCAUAGCACUCAUGCUGUCGAGCCAGACAAAGGACACAGUCAAUGCCGUGGCCAUGAAGAGACUACAGACGGAGCUGCCGCCGCACAAGCCCGGCGCUCCGCCGGGGUUAAACCUGGACAAUGUCCUGGCCGUGGAUGCCAGUCUCUUGAAUCAGUUGAUUUGGGCGGUUGGAUUCCACAACAACAAGACAAAGUACAUCAAACAAGCAGCCGUCAUCUUACGGGAUCAAUGGAAAGGCGACAUCCCCGACACCAUCCAAGGCCUCACGUCGCUCCCCGGGGUCGGCCCCAAGAUGGCCCAUCUCUGCCUCUCCGCGGCGUGGGACCGCACCGAAGGCAUCGGCGUCGACGUGCACGUCCACCGCAUCACGAACCUCUGGGGGUGGAACAAGACGAAAAACCCGGAAGACACGCGCCGCGCACUGCAGUCGUGGCUGCCGAGGGACAAGUGGCGGGAAAUAAACUGGCUGCUCGUCGGGUUCGGGCAGGCAGUCUGCCUGCCGGUGGGGAGGAAGUGUGGCAACUGCGACUUGGGGUUGAAUGGGCUCUGCAAAGCCGCCGAGAAGAAAAAGGUGCUCGAGGCGAGGAGGAUAAAGGAACAAGUCCAGGUUGAAGGGAGUGAGGUAGCGGUGAAAAGGGAGGAGAUUGUCGAGCAAGUCGUGGUCAAGAAAGAGGCGGUCAGUGAACAAUGGCAAAUGUGA
Messenger RNA from Metarhizium brunneum ARSEF 3297, 1200 nucleotides. RefSeq names its product Endonuclease III (gene nth1). Gene Ontology annotation, cellular component: nucleus. NCBI's taxonomy places the organism in Eukaryota, Fungi, Ascomycota, Sordariomycetes, Hypocreales, Clavicipitaceae. Gene Ontology annotation, molecular function: DNA binding; DNA-(apurinic or apyrimidinic site) endonuclease activity; oxidized pyrimidine nucleobase lesion DNA N-glycosylase activity. Gene Ontology annotation, biological process: nucleotide-excision repair; base-excision repair, AP site formation; base-excision repair. The record is from RefSeq and is a predicted model, not a curated record.